Tigriopus californicus is the source of this 7920-nucleotide messenger RNA. RefSeq lists its product as uncharacterized. The record is from RefSeq and is a predicted model, not a curated record. Gene Ontology annotation, molecular function: hexosaminidase activity. The coding region runs from base 369 to 7484 and encodes 2371 amino acids. Lineage: Eukaryota; Metazoa; Arthropoda; Copepoda; Harpacticoida; Harpacticidae. The transcript is spliced from 3 exons.
CAACAACGGGUCCUUCGCACAGUCCAUCCAUCCAUUCAUUCAUGCAUGCAUGCAUUCAGUCUGGUCCUGUUGUCAUCCAGGGAGAUAUCUAAGUGAGUGGGUGUUUUCCAGGGUUCCAACUCCGACGGUUGACCUGGACGGGUCUCGGACUGCUACGGCCGCACAGGCGCCCCACCACCGGGGACCUCGGGCGUGUCCUUGAAUUAAGGGUCGCGUCCUGGCCUAAAGGGUGAGUCGGUGGAAAUCCGUGGGAAAGCCAGCCAGCCCAGUUUGGGCUCUGUGGUGAGUGAGUCAGACGGGCUAGAGGGUCAUGGUGGCUGGGCACCGGGUACCGCCCUGAGGUCUCGGCGCGCGACAGAUGCUCACCGAUGGCCCGCCCGCCCCGCCCUCAAGCCGGGCUUCACUGGUUGCAUCUGGACGGCAAAGGCGCCCGACCGAAACUGGGCCACCUCCGAGACACUCUACUCUGGCUGGAAAACACCCUAGGGACCGGGAGCGGCCGACCCACUUGGGGUCUGGUCCUCGAGCUCGAAGACCAAUGGCCUUUGGCCCACCAUCCUCGGGUGGGCUUGGCUUUUUCGGCCGCCGACCCGGCUGGCCCCGACUCCCAGUCGGAACCCGACUCGGGAGCCGACUCGGGAUUGCCCCCGAUUCCCGGGGCCAGCCCAUCGGCCGAGUCGGAUUGGGCCGGCUUCUUGCAAUUUGUUGACCGAGUUCUGGGCUGGCCCAUGAUCGCGCUCAUCCAAACGGCCGGUCACGCCGAGUUCGUGUUGAAGCACGAAGCCUGGCGCUCGUUUCGCGAGGUCCAGACUUACGCCCAAUGUUGGGAUUGCUCCGGUCGGUCCAGCAGCGUGUAUGAGUGGCUUCAGGCCUACGCCUCGGCCGUGGUUGAGUACGUGCAAGACACGGUGGGCGUGCCGCUCUUCGCGCUCCAUCUGGGCGGGGACGAGGUGUGGCAAUUGGGCCAAGGGCCGGCCUCGCAAGCCGAAUGUUUGGCGCGUGCCUGUCAGCCCAUAGAUUUGUACUUGGAUCAUUUGACGCGCCUGGCUCGGUACUUACACGCCCGCUAUCCCACCUUGCGCUUACUCUUUUGGGACGAUAUGUUACGCUCGGUGCCUCUGGCCCAGCUCCUGCCCCGGCGGGCCAGUUUAUGCCGUUUGGAGCCCGUGGUCUGGCAAUACACGCCCCAAUUGAACCUGUCCCACUUGUGGCCCAAAUACGAUCAGCUCUUCUCGCGGAUUUGGGCCGGCUCGGCCUUCAAGGGCGCCACGGCCAGUUGCGCCAAAGUGCCUCUGCUUCAACAUCACAUUCAGAAUCACCUGUCUUGGCACGCGGAAAUUCGAGAGGCUGUCCCGGCCGCCAAAUUCCAGGGCCUGAUCUUCACCGGGUGGGCGCGCUUUGAUCAUUUCUCGGCCUUGUGCGAACUCUGGCCCGUGGGCCUGCCCAGUUUGGUCUGCUGUCAUCGGGCCUUCGUCCGAGGGGCGUUCACCGAGCCCGAUCGGGUCGACUGCUCCCGUUUGAUCGGACUCCCCGCCGAGGUGCCACUGGUCACCCAUACUUGUCCCAGUGUCCCACAUCCGGCUCAGGAUUGGCCGCUCACUUUUCCGGGCGGAAGUGUCUUCUUACUGAUGAACGAGUUUGUGGUCUUGGAGCACGAGAUCCAGACUUUUUUGGCGUCCGACGCCUUGGCCACCUGGUUUUCCCCCUUCCAUCAGGCCCAUCCCCGCCGAGUGUCGAAUCUGCACGUGUCGCCUCUACUCAGUCAAUGUUCAAAUCUAAAAUCGCGUUUGGACUCGUGGUGGCCUACCUUCAAUCGGGCAGCUCGUCCGAUCCUUUUCGAUCAAGAUCGACAAGAAUGGAAAAUGUCUUUUGUUGAUGGUCCACUCGACCGCUUGACCGAUUUGAGCCGGAAAAUGACGCAUUGUUUAAAUCUAGUCAGAAGAAGCAUGGCAGCCACCAGCUCCGGUGAUCGCAAAGGCGGUCUCCACCCCAUGGCCGCCGUUUCACUCGAUAAGCCCACCAUGGAAGAAGUAUUGGAACGCCUCUUGGACGCCAAGUUCUCUCGUAUCGAAACUCGAUUGUCGGCCUUGGAGAGACAGAACGAGGCCUUGAUCAAGGCCUCCAAUGAAGAGGAGAACAAGUCCAAUCAGGUGCUCAAAGUGGUGAAUACCCGUUUCAGUGAGAUCUCUUCUCAAGUGGCCAAAGUGAGCUUGGGAGUGACUAAACAUGGGAAUGCUUCCAUCCCUGGUGGGAGUGAUGCCCACACAAUCCCCAGGUUGGAGGGACUAGAAAAGGGCUUAAAGGCCCUCAGUGAGGACAAACGAGCGUUAGAAAUGAUGACCACUUUGGACAAGAAAGUGACGGCCAUGUCCAGUAAAUUGACCUUCAUGGAUACCAAAGUGAACAAGCUCGCGCUCAUCGAGACGAAAGUUAGUAAGUUGCCAUCAAUUGAGGAGAGAACGGCCCAGAUGAACGCGUCGCUUCUCCAAUUGACUAGUCUGCCCCACCCCGUGAACACGAGUUACCCGCCCCCUCCCCUUCCCAUGAGUUCUUUGAGCGCCAGAAAUACGGAGGAAAGCUUGCGUUAUCUCAUCGAGAACAAGUUCAAGGAGUUGCCCACCAUAUUGGGCACCACCGAGUUGCAAGCCAUGGCUCCCAAGGUGCAGCAACUCCAAUCCAAUUUGGAGGUCCUACUCACGGGCGAAUCCGAGGCGAAUGCACUCAUUGACAAGCUUUUACCCACGGUGAGUGACCUCAAGCGCGAUCUUGACGCCCUCAAGACGAGUCAAGGCCAACAAUUCAGGACCAUUACUCAAGAUCUGUUUCCCAAAGUGGACUCGGCCGUGUCAGAUUGUUACGCCAAGUUGCAGAGUGUCUACGACAAGGCCUCCGAUGCCAAGGGAUAUGCCAAAGAUGCCGCUGACUUGGCCGAGGAUGCCAACGAGAAACUGAACAAGGUCCAAAAGACGCUGGCCUCGUCCGGAGUCUCAGUGGUCUCUUCCACUAGUGAUCAUCACCAGAAGAAGAGGAAAUCCUCCUCCAUCUUGGCCGGACCUUCCAUUUCGGGAGGAGCCAUGGGGGGCCCAUCCCGAUCCCGAUCCCACAGCCUGGAUAGAGAGGAUCGCAUUCCCGCCGAGCAAAUAUCACGCUUGCAAGCGUCGGUCGAGCAACUGAAGAAAGAGAUCCGGAAAGUGGACGUGAUGGAUCUGGUGGAGGAGCGACUCAUCCCCAAUGUGUUUACCAUCCGCAAGAACAUUGACAUCCUUAUGCAGAAGAAUCACCUGGAAGUUGGCGGCGGCGGCGGCGGUGGUGGCGGUGGUGGUGGAGGUGCGGGAAGUCGCGAUCGAGGAUCCCGGCCUCAGUUUCGCUCCGUCCAUGAUCCGCCGACAUUGAGCGGUCCCAGGGGCGGAUUCCGGGGAAGAGGUGUGCCUGGAUUCCGCCGGAGCACCGCCAGACGUUUCAUUCCGGGCACCAAGUGGACCUAUGAUGAGCGGGGAGUGCGAGAACAAGACUCAGAUGAAGAGAUCGAGUUCCGUGGAUCCCCCAAAUCCCGGUCCCGAACUCGAUCUCGAUCUCCGGCUCGAUCCAAUUCUCGGCCCCGCAGACGCCUCUCCGAGGACGAGAACAACGAUGACAGCGACGACGGCGAGAUUGUCAUCAUGGAGAGGCAGAUUGGGAAGAUCUGGUCGGCUGUGGAAAGUAUUCAGACCAAGAUGGAUUCCUGUCUGAAGCAUUCCAAGAAGAGCGCCAUCAAGGGGGACGAGAACAUGGAAAUCACGCUCAAGAAACUCAGUGCCAUCAAUGGAGCGGUGGAGGCGUUGCGGGACACGACAGAGGAUGAAUUCAAGAACGUCAUGGAAAAGGUCAGGUCGGAAGAAGAGUCUCCUCGCAAAGUGAGCACUCUUCUCCGACAAGAGAUGGCCAUGGCCGAUCGUGUGGGUUUGGAUGAGAUCCGCAGUCUUUUCAAGAACCUCGAACUCAAAGUGGACGCCAAGUACAACGAGUACUAUGGGGCCAUGGAGGCCACCUCUGAUCAGCAUUGCGCUCAAAUCAAGGAGGUCCUCCAAGAAGUCAAGAAAGUGGACGUGGUCAUCGAGCGGACGAAGGCCUUGAGAAAGAGCACUACCGACUAUUCGCAGACUGGUCUUCAAAUGGCGGCUUUGCUCAAGAAAAUCGAGUCCAACACGGCCAAACUGCCAUCGGUUGACUCAUGGUCAUCAUCGGAUUCGUCAUUGGUGUUGCAACUGAAAGAGAUUCAACCCAAGCUGGACUACCUCUAUGUCAAGAUCCUACCCACUUUGGAGGACUUGAAGAAGGCCUUCCGCAAAAGUGUUCCCUCACAAAUGUCUGACAUGGAAGAACUGGCCAAAUUGGAACAACGUCAACUGCUCCAAAAAAUUGCUGAUGGCAUCCAAGAAGUCAAGGAGCUCAACAAGGCCAACAAAAAGCAAGAUCAAGUCGGUUUGGCGCCCAUUCAUGAGAACUCCAUCAUGCAGUUAUACAACGCCAUCAACGAGUUGAGGAACAAAGAGCAGAACCACUUCAAGAUGACCUCGGAGAUCAAGACAGAGACGUUGAAAAUGAGCAAGCUCCUCACGGAUCCCGCUCGUGUCAAGAGUCAGGAGAAGCAAAUAUCCAAGACCUUUUUGGGCGUUGAAGAGCUCAAGAAAUCCUCAGCUUCCGAUGGCAAGACCCUCUCGCAAAUGAACACUGUCCUUCAAGGCCUCAAAGCCAGUACUUCGGCCCAAGAGGCCAAGGUGUCCAAUUUGUUGCGCGAGCUCAAGGAGCAGAUCCUCGGCAUCCGAACCGACGUUCAAGAGUCCAUAACCGACUUUAAAAGCGAGCAGUUCGGUGCCAAUGAUGAGCUGAAGAAUCUCGUUCAAAUGGUGGAACAGCCCAAAGACCAAAGCGCGAUUGAAAAUGCCCGGAGGCUCGAGAUGGAACAGAUUUUGAAAGAGGUCCGCGACACGGUGGGGACCAUCCAAAGUGCAGCCAAACCGGACCCGGAUCUUGAGGAAGCCAUGAACAAGACCCUAAAGGCUGGUGUGUCUGAAAUUGAGGAGUCCCUAAAAGAGUUCCUUGAUGCCAUGAAAGCCAACUACGAGGAACAUUGUGCUGAGAUCCAAGGGCAUUGUCAGGGAGUGGAAAUCAAACUAUCGACCCUGAACUCACCAGCUCCCAUGACCUCAGAUUCUCAGACUACUAUAGGCACGAAGGCGAACUCUGCCAGUGCAAAUAAGGCCCUCAAAUCCGCUCAGUUUGAGUACAACUCGCUCCUGGAAGAUUUGAACGACAAGGUAGAUGAUCUGGGAAAAGACAGCCUCAAAGGGUUCCAACAGCUCGCUGACGAAAUGAACAAGUUCAAGGGCGUCUCCUCUGAGAUUCUGAACUCGGUCGAGGACAUGAAGCAACUUGCCAGUAGCAUGCCAAACGCACUCCACGAUCUCGUUCCCAAAAUUGAGCAAAUUGCCAAGGAGGUUCACGAGAUCCCCAAUGCCACUUUGGGAAAUAACGCCUGCCUCGAGGAGAAUCUGUGCGCCAAUCUGGAUAAGCUCAUCAAGGAGGAGCACGAGAAGACCAUGACCAAGAUCAGCGACAAAUUCGAGACCAUGGAUCACCGUUUAGCUGUUAUUCGUAAGUACGCCAAGCAUGGACCAGCAGUAGGUUCAGGAGGAUUAACCAAUAGCCAAGACAGUCCCUCCCCCCACGUGGCUCCGGGUGGCUCUGUGGACCCGCCCCAUUCGGCCAGUAGCUUGGAUCGAGUCAUGAGUCACAUCUCUCUGGAAUGCCAACGACUAGCUGCCAGUCCAGCUAGUCAGUCUGAAUCCAUGGCCCACUUCAACACGGCCAUGGAUCGCUUGUUGCCCAUGGUCGAGGAUAUCCACGCCAUGGAUAAGCAACUCAUCCAAGACAUGGCCCGGGAGGCUGUGAUUGAAGACCAAAUGCAAGUGGUGGCCGACACCAUUCUACAGGAGUUCAACAAGAUGCCACCCGUCCUGGACAAGAUGGUCUUCCUCUUGGAGAACGACUUCCACUCUCUCGUGGAACAAAGCCUCGUCCAAGCCUCCACUUCCAAUUCCACUUCCAGCGGCAAAAGCGGUCCAGGCAAUCCGAACGCCGGGGCUCUGCUUUCGAUCAUGAAGACGGAAGAGAAGCUCAUGGCCAAACAGAACGAGUGCAUGGCUGUCCUCACCGAAAUGCAAAAGGCCAACGCUCGACACGAUGAGAAUCUCCGGGAUAUUGGCGAGGUCAAGGCCACCGUUUACAAUCUUAGUCAGGACUUGUCCCCCGCCAAGACCAACGAAGCGGUCAAGAAGCUGGUUGAGUACUUGAAACGGGUCCAGAAUGCGCAAAGUCAAAUCUUGGAGCGGGCGGAUCGUUCCAUUCAUUUCCAAACCACCCUCAACGAUAUCUUCAAGAAGCUCGUCCCAACGCUUGAAGUCAUUCAGAAUUGCUUGGACGAGCGCGAAGGUCAGAAUCUCGACUCCGGGGAUCUGAGCAAAUUGUGUGCGGAUCUGCAGGAGAAAAUUAGUGCUUUAGAUGAGCUGGAGAGCGAGCUAUCAGCCCCGAAAACCCAAACUUGCGAGGACCUGCGCGAAUUAGUUCAAAUGAUUGUCAAGGUUUUGGACCGGCUCUUAAAGGACAAAGAUCUCGUCAUGACCGAAGAGGAGCCCAUGGUUCUUGUUCAGGAAACACAAUUGCCGCCAAGUCCGGAAUGGAGUGCACCCAAGCCCGUGAGAAAUCGGAACCCACCAGGGGUGAGGAAACGAAAAGGUCGCGCCCCGAAGGAAGGCCCAACCAAGACCCGUCCGGGGGCCUUGUCAACGGCGGGUGCCAAACGGAAACGCGGCAAACUGCCUGGUCCAACAAUGGCGCCCAAACGAGGCUCGGUUCGUACCCCAAGACUGAAUUACUCGGAAGAGGCUGAAGAGGAGGACGAGGACGCGAAAAUGCUCGUGCCAGCCGGACAAGGGCAGCAGACCGCCGAAUCUAAUUUGGAGCCGGAAGCGGCCGAAGUGUCCGGGCCUGGACUUGGCGUUGUGAAUGAUUCUGUUCCGGACCCGAAUCUUGUCAGUCGUAGGCGACCUUCCCUAAGUAUUAACAUGUCUCCCAGUACGUCUUCUUCCGCCGUAGUAUCCCCGCCAGUCAACAAGCCCAAACCCCGGAAACGGAAGUCCAAAGUCGAGCCGGAGAUGACGAAUCGCGGAAGCGUCCUGAGGACAGCCGAAGUGCGGCUCAGGAAAAGUGACGUGGACAUUGUCCUUGGCGAGAAUCCCACUGCAGAUGCGGGCGUUGUCCUGCCGCCUAAAAGACGUCCAAUGCCAAAGAGUAAAGCCUUGGCAGCCUUGUCAGGUAACCCUUUGGCCACCGGAGUGAUUUCUGAACCGGGGUCCAUGGGGGCGAAUUCCAUGCCAUUGGCCAAUGCUGCCAAUUCAGACAUUUCACACAAACCCUCAACGUCGACACGUCAGUCCUUCAAUUAAGGAAGGUGUAAAAAAUGCGCGGGAAAAUCUACUCCUCACAACAAUGCAAACGCGCUCUCCAAGUAAAUAAACACACAUACACACCCAAAGGAAUCGAAGAAUAGAAUUCGUCUCGUGAAAUUGUUCUUUUACAUGCAUUCAAUGACUCUUGGUGUUUGUGAUGACUGGAUUGCCACGUCAACUUUCUACUGCGACUUAGCGGUUUCAUCUCAGGAUUUCACAUCCCCAUCGGCUCGUGAUGUUUUAAUGCGCCCACUUUGAUUGUCAUAAUAAAACGGAUUAAUAGUGCUAGGUAUCUUGUUUGGACCACUCCAUCCAUCGUGGAACAACAGUCCAUCUUUUGCCUACACAUAAGUUUAGAUAUUAUCAUUAUUUUUUGUCGUAAGGAAUCACGAAAAACAAGGAAAAUAAGAAAAUAAAAAGUAUGAUCAAAUCA